CCUUCCGCUGUUCAAAAUGCUAGCACUGUAUUCCAGAGAAGGCGUGUCAAUCCUGAGAGCCUCGCUCUCCGACUAGGGCCGGAUCUUGUCCGUGAUCUUGAGGCGCUGAUACACCCUGGAAAUAUCGAGAUGCCGUCCUUUGCUGUCCGGAAAGAGCUGCAAGAACGUUACAAUAUCGACAGGAGGCAUGUCUAUGAUUAUUUUCACAGCCGAGGCUUGCGCGUGAUCAAGGAAGAUAAGAAUGGUAACACAACCGUACCAAAUGAUUUUGUUCUAGUGCCGGCGCAAUCGCCGAAGCCGAACCUCCGCACUUUGCGCCAAGCGCCUAUGAAGGAGUCGCAGAGAGCAACUGUAAACUUGGUAUCGAAACUCAAGGAGGCCAAGCCCUCAGUUAACAAACCUCGUGGAGUUACAAAGGCCAGACCUGGCCGUCCAAGGAAAUACGCCGUUCGAUCCACUCACGACGACCCCCUGCCACCUGCAGUCAUUUGUCCGUCAUCUCGGAUGGCUCGCGCAUUUAGUCCAAUCCUCCAAUCUGACAUCCUUCCUGCGAGCGACACGGGCAACAACCAUGAAUUUGACAUGGCGGUUAGCACCAUUGACGAGUCUGAUUCAUUUGCGCAAGCGAUAGACGAGGUCUCUUACACGUAUUGUGGCCCACCGGUAUUAAUGUUCGAGACAACCCCACUCCACACCCUUUCGCAAGCGGUGCCAGAUCUAAGAACCGAUGGGGCUGAACUAGGUUUAUCGCCACGCAAGACUUCUGCCGACCCUUUGUCACCGAACGCUUGUACACUCUCAGUUACUGAGCGGAUGGCACUUUAUCAACUUCUUUCUGGAUCGUUUGGCACCCCUCGUAAUAUCCAGGAAUGCGCCGGUACAUACAGAAAUUACAUGCAGGAACGGUCGCAACUGUACUACGAGGGGCUUCUUGCAGUGCCUUACCGAAACUCUCAUUAUAAUGACCGAAGACCAGCUUCUUCCGACAAUCGCCAAUCGGUUCCUUGCAAUGGCAGCGAGUAUAGACGCUGGGUUAACCCGGGAGAGUUCUGCAUAAUGGAUAAAGCUUCGGUUAGAAAUUCCAAGCCGGUCAAAUCUGACACGAGUACGAUCAGGCAGAAAGCACAAGUUUUUUCCUAUACCAACUUUGACACAGAUAACGGGACGCAUCCCCUGGACACGUUGUUCCCAAUACUUGACCUGAAUAGGACCAGCGUCGAUAAUUCAAUCAAGGAAUCACCUGUUAUCCGCAGUCGG
Messenger RNA from Suillus discolor, 1257 nucleotides. RefSeq lists its product as uncharacterized. Lineage: Eukaryota; Fungi; Basidiomycota; Agaricomycetes; Boletales; Suillaceae. The annotation marks the transcript as partial. The transcript is spliced from 2 exons. The record is from RefSeq and is a predicted model, not a curated record.